AUGCUCUUCAACCCCGACGAAGAACAUGCUGCAUGUGGAGUGGGCUUUGUUGUCAACACGAGAGGAUGCCGUUCGAAUUCUAUACUGCAAGAAGCUCAGACUAUGCUGAACCGUAUGGACCACCGAGGUGCUUGUGCUUGUGAUGAGAAUACGGGUGACGGCGCUGGUGUAAUGACCAGUAUUCCAUUCGAGCUGUACUCGCGGUUUGCUGGUGAAGCUAACAAAGAACUACCUCCUGUGGGUCAAUUUGCUCCCGGCAUGAUUUUCGUGCACAAGGUCACCGCCGAGCAAACCAUGGAAAAAUUUGCCGGACUGGCUGAAGAGUGUUGCCUGCAGAUAUUGUUCUGGCGCAUGGCUGAAGUGGACCACGAUGCUGUUGGUGAUGUUGCCAGAUCGAGAGAACCUGCAAUCGUUCAGGUAUUUUUAGUUCCAAGGUUUGAGGAGAAACCCUUCGAUGUGGAUAAAUUUCGAGGAGAGGUCUUCUUACUCCGUAAAUAUGCCAGUCACCAGCUUGGAGAGGACUGUUACAUUUGCAGUCUAUCGCCGGACACUGUGGUUUACAAAGGAAUGUUCACCACCAAACAACUGUGGACAUACUACAAAGACCUACAAGAUCCGGACUAUCAAACUCAUUUUGCAAUGAUUCACAAUCGCUUUUCCACCAACACUCUACCAUCAUGGGGGCGAGCACAUCCGCAACGUAUGCUGGCACACAAUGGGGAAAUCAAUACACUUCGGGUAAACAAUGGAAGUCGGCCAACAGAUGAAGGUGUGACUGGGUAUGAACUCCUCACUAAGGCUGAAUACGUUCGCGUUUUCGGCGUUUAUAAAGGCAAUGUGAACUAUUGUCGCGCUCGACAGAGUGUGAUGGAGAGUCGGAAAUUCUCUAAAGAGUUGCUCACAAAACUGUUCCCUAUAAUCGAACAUGGUAUGUCAGAUUCUGGAUCGCUGGACAAUCUGCUCGAGUUCCUCUACCAUGCCGGUGAGUACUCACUUCCCGAAGCAGUCAUGAUGAUGAUCCCCGAAGCGUGGCAUAACAUGGAUCCAAGCCAAGGGGACAUGCCGCAGAGCAAGUGGAAUUUCUACAAAUGGGCUGCCAACUGUUUGGAGCCUUGGGAUGGGCCGGCUCUGGUCGCGUUCACGGACGGGCGCUAUAUUGGCGCAGUGCUCGAUCGAAACGGACUCCGUCCAGCUCGAUUCUACGCGACUGACAACGAUAUGGUCUACAUGUCUAGUGAAGUCGGUGUAGUUGACAUUCCUGCCGACGUACGUGUUAUACAGAAGGGACGUCUCAAACCCGGACGACUGCUGAUUGUGGACACUCAAGCUGGUGGUCUUCUCGACGAUGAACGACUAAAGUUGGAGAUCGUGGAGAAGUAUCCUUAUGCAGAGUGGUUGGAUAAAGGGGCUAUCAGUUUAUCCGAGCUGCAUACAAUUGCAUCCUCUGAUAACUCGGAUGCGAACAACCAUCCUCUGGGUGACGACUCAUCCGUACUAGAUGAUCGGCGCCUGCCAUUAUUUGGUUUCAAUCCGGAGAACAUCAACCUGCUCUUAUUACCAAUGCUGCGAACCAGCAAAGAAGCCUUGGGUUCGAUGGGAAACGAUGCCCCACUUGCGUGCCUGUCCGAGCAGCUUCCUCAUGUGUUUGACUACUUUCAGCAGUUGUUUGCCCAGGUGACCAACCCUCCUAUCGACCCCUUCCGUGAACGUAUUGUUAUGACUCUGACAUGUCCGAUCGGACCCCAAAAGAACAUUCUAGUACAUUCAGAAUUCCAAGUUCAUCGACUCUGGUUGCCACAUCCCAUACUGUCUCUGGAUGAUAUGCGUCUGAUACAUUCGCUUGACGGAACGCUCAAGGACAGGACAGGCCGAAAGGAAACUUGCCAGGUACUUACCUGGCGGAGUAUGACGCUUGACGCCACAUUCGAAGCAGAGACAGAUGGGAUGUACUCACUGGGCUGGAUGCUUCAACGCGCACUAGAGCGGUUGUGUGAUGUUGCCGAGAGGGUCGUACGUAGUGGAGAGGUGCAACUGUUAAUUAUUAGUGACCGAGCUGCUGGUGCCUGUCGUGUCCCGAUUCCGUCACUGUUAGCCGUGGGUGCAGUGCAUCAGCGUCUUCUACGACAUCAACUCCGUAUGCAAGUUGGUCUAAUAGUCGAAAGUGGUGAGGCCAAAGAAAUACAUCACUUCUGCACCCUAAUCGGUUUUGGUGCCGAUGGAAUUUGUCCCUAUUUACUAUUCGAAUCGAUCGCUCGUCUGGACGCCGAUGGCUUGCUUGUUAACACUCAGAUGGACCUCGCCGACGUGUAUGAGAAGUGUACUUCUGCCGUACAAAAUGGUAUUUUCAAGGUUAUGGCGAAAAUGGGCAUUUCCACACUGCACAGUUACAAGAGUGCCCAAAUAUUCGAAGCUGUCGGAUUGGCCAAUUCUGUGAUAGACAUGUGCUUUAGUGGGGCAGCCAGUCGAAUUGGUGGUGCAGAUUUCGAUAUUUUGGCAAAGGAGACGCGCGCAAGACAUUUGUUGGCCUAUCCUCAAACUGUUUCCGUUCCAAGGAUGAUCAAUCAGUUCGCCAGAAAUCCCGGGUUUUAUCAUUGGCGCCAAGGAGGUGAAUCGCACAUGAACGACCCGGAGACAGUCGCCAAAUUACAGGCAGCAGCGCGAAAUAAUAGCAGGGAAGCAUAUCAGAUGUUUGCUGAAGCUGCGGAUCAGAGUAGUCGACAAUGCACAUUGAGGGGACAGCUGGACUUUGUCUAUGCUUCACAACCGAUUGAUCUGGAUUCAGUCGAACCCGCUUCAGAAAUUGUGAAGCGCUUUUCAACGGGUGCAAUGAGCCUUGGUAGUAUAUCCGCAGAGGCCCACACUACUUUGGCCAUAGCUAUGAAUCGCAUUGGGGCCCGUUCGAAUACCGGUGAAGGAGGCGAGCGACCGGAACGUUAUUUGAACAAAGAUCUUCGUUCCUCCAUCAAACAGGUUGCCUCUGCCCGCUUUGGAGUGGAUAGCUCCUACUUGGCACAUGCAGAUAUGUUACAAAUCAAAAUGGCUCAAGGCGCCAAACCUGGCGAAGGUGGGGAAUUGCCUGGCUACAAAGUCACACAGGAGAUCGCCCGUACGCGUUACUCUGUUCCCGGAGUAGGAUUAAUUAGUCCUCCUCCGCAUCACGACAUCUACUCAAUCGAAGACUUGUCUCAGCUUAUCUACGAUUUGAAAUCGGCCAACCCACUUGCGCUGGUCAGCGUGAAAUUGGUCUCAGAGGUUGGCGUGGGAGUGGUUGCGGCAGGAGUGGCAAAAGCUCGCGCUGUUCACAUCACCAUCUCUGGUCACGAUGGGGGCACUGGAGCCAGUAGUUGGACAGGGAUAAAACAUGCCGGCCUACCUUGGGAGCUGGGCAUUGCGGAAACGCAUCAAAUUCUUGUUAACCAAGGCACACGUUCACGAGUACUGUUGCAAGUGGACGGACAAAUUCGUACCGGUCGUGAUGUGCUCAUCGCAGCUCUGCUUGGUGCAGACGAGUUUGCCAUGUCCACUGCGCCUCUGAUUGUCCUUGGUUGCACAAUGAUGCGCAAGUGUCAUCUCAACACAUGCCCUGUGGGCAUUGCCACGCAGGAUCCAGUUCUUCGAGCUAAAUUCGCCGGUUCCCCUGAGCAUGUGAUCAACUACUUGUUUUUACUGGCCGAGGAGGUUCGUGUGUACAUGAGUAAAUUGGGUGUACGUCGCUUGGAAGAUCUUAUCGGGCGCACCGAAUUCCUCAAGCCAAUUGAGUUCCAUAAAAGCGAGAAGGCCUCACGUCUCGAUCUAAGUGGUCUCCUAUACAAUACCAAACCCAUCAAGUUCCAUCCUAAUUGGACGUCAGUCAUGCUGGAUGAUGAAGAAGAACAUGACCCAGUGGAUCCAGAUAUGACUCCUGUCGAGUCUUUGAUUCAAAUUUUGCCACACAGCAGGCAGUUGGACGCCCAGCUGUUGAAGUUAGCGAAACAUUUGAUAGAAACGCCGGAGUCUACCCCGAUCGACGCCACUCAGUCUGUGGUCACAUUCACGGGAGAGAUCACCAACGAGGAUCGGGCUGCGCUAUCCACCCUGAGCUAUGCUAUUUCGGUCCAGUUUGCGGAUCGGGGGCUACCUCCGGAUAGACAGAUCAAGGUUCAUCUGACCGGAAGCGGUGGCCAAAGUUUCUGCGCUUUCCUUGUGCACGGCGUCUCCGUGCGUCUGGAAGGUGAUGCCAAUGACUACGUGGCUAAAGGACUGUCUGGAGGAGAGGUGACCAUCGUACCUCCCACAAGUUUACUUCAGCAAGGCUUCAAAUCUGAAGCAAACAUCAUAGUUGGAAAUGUUUGUCUGUACGGAGCCACAUCAGGUCGGCUGUUCCUCAGGGGCCAGGCAGCUGAACGAUUCUGCGUACGCAACUCUGGCGCAGUGGUGGUUGCCGAGGGCGUUGGUGACCAUGGAUGUGAGUACAUGACUGGCGGCCGAGCGGUUAUUCUCGGUCGGACGGGCCGUAAUUUCGCUGCGGGAAUGUCUGGUGGAAUCGCUUUUCUCUACGAUACGGACGGUGGUUUGGAGGGACCGUUUCUUCGCAAGUGUAACCGAGAGCUGGUCGAUCUGGAAAUGAUGACUAGCGACAACCCAUAUGCGCCUUGGUUGCUUUCGAUACUCAAAGAGUUUACUCACGAGACUGGUUCCGAGGUUGGGCAGAAAAUUUUGGAGGAUUGGGACAAUGCGCUGAAGAGAUUCAUCUUAGUGAUGCCGCGCGAUUAUCGCCGUGCUCUAAAGGAAAUGGAAGAAAAGCAUUCGGAAAACACGGUGAUUCAGUCUGAACCAAGUCACCAUAUAGUGGAAUUGAAGGCAAAACAAACUGCUGUGGAUAUUGAGGACAUGGCUGCCGGUGACCAGUCGGACUCAGAAGCUCCACUAGACAAGCUUCGUGGCUUUGUCAGGUAUGCUCGCACGAAAGUUGGCUACCGUUCAGCUGAAGAAAGAACCAAAGACUGGGACGAAGUGUACGCUCACGCGGAAGUGCGUAAGGGUCUCAAACGGCAGGCGGCACGUUGUAUGGAUUGUGGUGUGCCGUUUUGUCAAUCAUACGUUGGUUGCCCUCUGGGCAAUCUUAUUCCCAACUGGAAUGAUUUGGUUUUCAAGGGUGACUGGCAUGCGGCUCACCUUGCUCUCGCACAAACCAACAACUUCCCUGAAUUGACCGGUCGAGUUUGUCCAGCACCUUGUGAAGGUGCCUGCGUGUUGGGCAUCAAUUCUGAUCCCGUCACGAUCAAGCACAUCGAAUGUGCUGUUGCAGACAAAGCCUGGGAGAAUGGUUGGUUCCGUCCAAGCAAAGAAUUUCUCCGCCCUCCAACCGGACGGCGUAUUGUGAUCGUGGGCAGUGGGCCUGCUGGACUGGCUUGUGCGGAUCAGUUGAACCAGGCUGGGCAUGAAGUCACAGUGGUAGAGCGGCGAAACAAACUGGGCGGUCUCCUGCGAUAUGGAAUCACGACGAUGAAACUCGACCGCAGAGUGCUCGAUCGACGUUUGGAUCUGAUGCGCGCGAAUGGUGUGAAAUUUGUUGUAAAUACUCGGGUUGGUACAGUGGGUGAUGAAAGUGGUCGGCGAGACUUGAACGCGGAUUGCCAAGAUCCCGCACAGCCCGUACAAGAGUGGCGCGCCGCACAACUGCUGCGCGAAUACGAUGCGAUGGUCCUGUGCCUCGGUGCCACAUGGCCCCGUGAUUUAAAUAUUCCUGGGAGAAACCUUGAAGGGAUUCACUUCGCUAUGAGCUUCUUGGAGCGCUGGCAACGCAGUCAACAGAAAAAACACCAAUCAAACGGCGGAAUAGACAAUUUCCGCAUGAACCGCAUGGAUGAUAAUGCAGUAUCCGCAAUUGCCAAGGACAAACGGAUCGUGAUCAUUGGUGGUGGUGACACUGGUGUGGACUGUAUGGCCACUGCACUUCGUCAAGGGGCGAAGUCCAUCGUGAAUCUGGAACUCCUUCCGCCGCCACCACCUUCUCGUGACCCCAGUGAGAACCCUUGGCCCGAAUGGCCACGUGUGUGGCGGGUUGAGUAUGGUCAUGCGGAAGUUGCGGUGCGAUUCGGCCGUGAUCCACGAAAGUUCAGUGUGAUCACCAAGGAGUUUUUGGACAACGGGUCCGGUGCUGUCGGUGGCCUUCGAAUCGCUAAUGUCGAAUGGACAAAGGACCCUUCGAACGGACGUUGGAAAAUGCACGAGGUCCCAGAUUCGGAACAGCUCAUCGAGUGUGACCUUGUCCUGUUGGCUCUCGGAUACGUUGGCCCAGAGAACAAACUAAUUGAAGAACUGGGGCUCGCCGUCACGGGCCCAGAAUCCCUAAUUGCAACCAGGCCAAACGAGUCGUUUGCCACAAUGAUAUCUUGUGUCUACGCCGCUGGAGGCAAGUUGAAAAAUAACCACCACUGUCGUCGUGGACAAUCGUUGGUGGUACAUGCAAUUAACGAAGGUCGUCAAGUAGCUCGCGAAGUUGAUUUGCAUCUAAUGGGCUCCACUCUGCUUCCUGGACGUGGUGGUGUUGUUAAACCACGCCCGACAGCUUUCAAAAGCCGCGUUUGAUACUCAGGGAUAAUAAUUCACGUAUCCACACAGUUGUGUUAUUCACACAGAAGUAUUCAUACUAAUUCGUACACACACAACCAUACGCUUUUUGUUUUACUCUCCAUGAGCCUGUUUUAUUUUUACACCGGUUUCUUUUUUAUGCCGAGCCAUCCAUACACGCCCACGCUCAAGGACAACCGUCAAAGGUUGAACGAUCGUGGCACAGCACGGCCACAUACAACAGUUGUUGUAUGAACUCUCUUCAGUAGCAUCGCGCCUUUGCGCCCAAGCAGAGUUAACAUUCUGGUCAAUCCCACCACUACCGGCUUCUUUGUUCAUUUUCAAAUUUCCGUAUUUUCCUAGACGCUUAUCAAUUGUUCCCCGGAUCGCCUUUUGUCUCUUUGUUGCCAUCACCUUUCACAACAUUUUCCAAACACGGCAAGCUCACCUGCCUUGUAUUGCUUUUAUUAGUUUACUCUGAUUUACUCACCUAUCCAUCCGUCCGAAGCAUUCACCCGUUUCGGUCAGCAGCAUACCAGUCAUAGUCGGUGAUAUGUUAUCUUUGUCCGAGUAGUCUCAGACAUCCUUCACAUUGUUGAAGAGAUUGAUACCGUCCUCUAUCUCAAGAAGCG
Messenger RNA from Opisthorchis viverrini, 7184 nucleotides. RefSeq lists its product as hypothetical. The transcript has 33 exons. NCBI's taxonomy places the organism in Eukaryota, Metazoa, Platyhelminthes, Trematoda, Opisthorchiida, Opisthorchiidae. The coding region runs from base 1 to 6570 and encodes 2189 amino acids. Gene Ontology annotation, molecular function: iron ion binding; flavin adenine dinucleotide binding; iron-sulfur cluster binding. The record is from RefSeq and is a predicted model, not a curated record.